Molecule: messenger RNA, 708 nt
Organism: Guillardia theta CCMP2712
Lineage: Eukaryota; Cryptophyceae; Pyrenomonadales; Geminigeraceae
Exons: 4
Biological process (GO): protein O-linked glycosylation via fucose; GDP-fucose import into Golgi lumen
Cellular component (GO): Golgi apparatus
Molecular function (GO): antiporter activity
Source: RefSeq, a predicted model, not a curated record
AAGACAUUCUCGUUUGCCCCGCCGCCUGAAUUCGACAUGUCAAUAGCGGUCCAGGUGGUACCGGUGACAUUCCUGUACGUCGGCAUGCUUUCCAUGACCAACUACUGCCUUCGAUUUGUCGACGUUUCUUUCUAUCAAAUUUUGCGCUCACUUGUGAUCCCGCUGAACAUCCUCUCGAGCUUUGUGAUUCUUGGUUACCUGCCGAGGAUGCGAACUCUGGGCUGCUGCCUUGUAGUGAUGUUGGGUUUCUUCCUUGGAUCCAUCAGCGAGCUGAAUUUCACUUAUGAAGGAUUUUUCACUGGAUGCUUGGCUUCCCUUUUCAUGGCCCUCUACUCCACUUACGUCAAGAAGGUCCUCAACCUUGUGAACGGUUCAACAUGGCGCUUGAUGCACUACACGACGAUCUUGGCGACGAUCAUGACGGCGCCGCUCGUGAUCGUGUCAGGAGAGUAUAGCAACGCGGUCAAGAACGAGCACUUCUACCAGCGCUCUUUCUGGGCCAUCAUGACGGCCUCGGCCUUGUUUGGAUUCCUCAUCAACCUUGCGUACUUUGCCUUGAUCAAGCACGGAUCCCCGUUGACAACUCACAUUUCAAGUUGUGCAAAGAGCGCCUUGCAAGCAGCUCUUGGAAUCGCCUUCUACCGGAACAAAGUCACGGGCGUCAACGUCCUGGGCAUCUUCCUCACUCUCCUAGGAUCUGCCAUGUAC